AUGGAGCAGAACAGCGUCAAUGAAGACCCAGAACCCAACAAUGACCGGCAGUCCUGGUUUUCUGAUGGUUACAUCAAACUGAGAAACUGGACUGGAUUUUGGGUCCUGGGACUGUGUAAUAACUUUGCGUAUGUGGUGAUGCUGAGUGCGGCCCAUGACAUCCUCCAGCAGCAGGAGACCCACAACAUCACUGCAUCUGUGAGAAGCUACUCUGUGAAGUACUCUGUAAAGUACUCUGUAAAGUACUCUGUAAAGUACUCUGUAAAGUACUCUGUAAACUACUCUGUAGAUGAUGAGGAUGACUCUGAGCAGACUGUAGAUGAUGAAGAUGACUCUGAGCAGACUGUAGAUGAUGAAGAUGACUGA
Messenger RNA from Knipowitschia caucasica, 366 nucleotides. The record is from the annotation of a GenBank genome assembly. Lineage: Eukaryota; Metazoa; Chordata; Actinopteri; Gobiiformes; Gobiidae.